Messenger RNA from Mya arenaria, 432 nucleotides. RefSeq lists its product as uncharacterized. Bases 1 to 432 code for a protein of 143 amino acids. NCBI's taxonomy places the organism in Eukaryota, Metazoa, Mollusca, Bivalvia, Myida, Myidae. The record is from RefSeq and is a predicted model, not a curated record. The transcript is spliced from 3 exons.
AUGACGAUGACCGAAUUUUCCCACUCCGAAUGCGAUGCCGGAAAUUCUGAGAUCCGCGCGCGAAAUAAAUCCCACAUAAUGCAGUAUUUGGAGCUUGCCAUUGAAGCUGUUAGUGCGGCUGGAGAAAAACAACAACAAAAUAGUUAUUCUACCGAGAUUUUUUGUUUUCUAACUAAUUUGCCACAAUUUCUUCAGAAGAAAACAGACGCACCUGAAGAGUUAGAAGAAGUUAAUGUGACCGGCAUCUCUGUGGAGGGCCAGGAGACCAGCCUGCUGGUAGAUGAUGAGGACAUUGUCAUGGUCCCGACAGAGCUGCUCCUAGCUGCUUGCAGAGAAGGCCAGUCUCCGGAGGGUCUUGCCUCUGAAUUGCCUAUCACAGUGAAGAUCAUCCGAAAAGGACGAGAAAUCGAGGACCUUUCCAUUAUUCAGUGA